AUGAAUCCAUUGAGGACGUUCGCCAAAACGGCACCUCGUUCUGUAACGACAUUUGAGCUUAAAUUCUUUCAACCUCUCUCAACCUACUCUGUUCUCAUGAAGGAAAGAUUUCAUUACCUUGAUCGUUCACCCUCGGAUAAUAACAAAUCGUGGUCAAAGAAUACUCCUUCGCGUUCAACCUCCUUACCUCGAACCAAACGAACUGCGACCCUUGUUCAGGAUUCGAUUUUCUCGUCAAAGUUUACAGAUUCUAUUUCCACGGCAACCGAACUUCAUAAUUAUUCUACAACUACGCCUACAACUUUAAAACCUUCGUCUCUAACCAAGAUGGCAAUUCUUGCCUCUUCAACUCGCACGCGUUUAAAUACCAACACUAGAACUCCGCCUGCAAAUCAUGUAAAUAAGAUUCCGAAAGGAUUCUUUAAAAUCACAUUACGUCGUUCAACGAUUGGAAUGCCCAAGAAACUUCGUGCCGUGGUAAAAGCCUUGGGGCUAAAACGUUUGUCGCAUACUGUUUAUCAUGAUCAAACACCAAUCAUCGCCGGCAUGAUCCUUAAAGUGAAGGAACUUUUAGAGGUAACAAAUGUCAAGAGGGUACCUACGCCAGAGGAGAGAAAACAUCACGCCGAACCUGGAUAUGUGAUUAUUAAAAGAUAUUGCCCAACCGUACCUUGUGAAUAG
Molecule: messenger RNA, 681 nt
Organism: Acaulospora morrowiae
Lineage: Eukaryota; Fungi; Glomeromycota; Glomeromycetes; Diversisporales; Acaulosporaceae
Source: the annotation of a GenBank genome assembly